Molecule: messenger RNA, 549 nt
Organism: Megalops cyprinoides (Indo-Pacific tarpon)
Lineage: Eukaryota; Metazoa; Chordata; Actinopteri; Elopiformes; Megalopidae
Product: NEDD8-conjugating enzyme UBE2F-like
Biological process (GO): protein neddylation
Cellular component (GO): nucleus
Molecular function (GO): NEDD8 transferase activity
Source: RefSeq, a predicted model, not a curated record
AUGCUGACGUUAGCGAGUAAGCUGAAACGAGCAGAGCGGGUGAAGGCCGGCCACAUCUCUGACUCCUCCCGCCGAACUUCUAUCCGAGACCGGCUACUGAUCAGAGAAGUUGCAGAACUUGAAGCCAGCCUUCCCAGUACUUGUAAAGUCAUCUUCCUUGAUAAGAACAAGCUCCACUCCUUUCAACUUGAUGUCUCCCCAGAUGAAGGCUACUACCAGAGCGGCAUGUUCCAGUUUGAGAUAAAUGUCCCCGAAGUAUACAACAUGGUGCCUCCCAAAGGUGAAUGCCUGACCCGAUGAAUAUGGCAUCCUAAUAUCACAGAGGUGGGAGGCAUCUGUCUGAGUAUACUGAGGGAGCACUCGAUUGAUGGCACAGGUUGGGCCCCAACCAGGACACUGAAGGAUGUUGUGUGGGGGCUGAACUCUUUAUUCACUGAUCUAAUGAACCUCGACGACCCAUUGAACAUCGACGCAGUGGAGCAUCACCUACGGAACAAAGAUGAUUUCCAUGACAAAGUUCAAGAUUUCAUCAAGCGCUACGCCAGAUAA